This is a messenger RNA of Didymodactylos carnosus, 237 nucleotides long. The record is from the annotation of a GenBank genome assembly. Lineage: Eukaryota; Metazoa; Rotifera; Eurotatoria; Philodinida; Philodinidae.
AUGAAUGACGAAGACAACUUGAAGAAAGAUGGUAUGAAGUAUCAAGUUACGUUUGAACAAGGUACAUCGAAUGAAAUUAGCCUCGUUGAUCAUUGGUACAGUGCAGAGACAUAUGAAAGAGCGUUUAAACAAGCUGGAUUUAAGUUAUUUGAAUGGAUACCUGUUCAAUUAGGUGAACAUAAAGAGGAAGAGUAUUUAAUUGAUUCAGUUGACAGCAACGGUGUUAUUGGAUUUUAG